Molecule: messenger RNA, 439 nt
Organism: Suillus fuscotomentosus
Lineage: Eukaryota; Fungi; Basidiomycota; Agaricomycetes; Boletales; Suillaceae
Exons: 1
Coding region: 104-331 (75 amino acids)
Source: RefSeq, a predicted model, not a curated record
CAACUCUUCAUCUCCUGGUUUUCACUCUUCUCUUACCUCCACAACGCAUUAGUCCCGUAUCCAUCUUGUCUUGUCGCCCAGCAAACGCAUUCAAUUUUCAGUAAUGCACUCCAUAUCCGACUUGACAACAUUCUGUCGGAAGACGACCGGUGACGUCCCUCCGAAACUUGUGGUAUGCAUCCAUUCCCUCUACUCGUUCACUGUUCAUCAUCUUUUUGUAGGGCGCGUCUACCACAGUCGUAGGAUCGAAGAUGUAUCUCUUCGUGCGUUGCUAGUUGCUCUCUAUCGUCUCUUUCUCAUUAAAGCAUCAUAUAUUAGGGUGGGCGCCUAGUCACAGAACGCCGCAUGGUCUCGGAUCUAUAUGUGUUCGACUUGGAGACCUUCGUCUGGGAGAGAAUCACACCAUCUCCAGAGGACGACAUCCCGGACGCACGAUAUU